AUGGUCGACUGCAAGACUAUGCUCCGUAACUUCAUAUUGGACAAGGGCCCUCUUUUAAGGACUGAGAAGCAAGGCACACAACGGUGUGACGUCAGACGCGUGCCAAAGGUAGAGAUAGUGGAUGAACGUGGGCGUCCUCUCCAAGACAAGUUUUACAAAGAAGGCUCCAUCAUCGAGCUGAGAUGCGUCGUGAGUGAGGUGCCGCAGCCAACGAGACAAGUCAACUGGAAGCAUGGUUCUAGACUGCUCAACUACGAUACUAAGAGAGGAGGAGUAAGUGUCAAAUCAGAAGCUACAUCAAACGGUGCGCUGUCUCGACUGUACAUAGCGAACGCGAACAGAAAUGACUCUGGCAAUUACACGUGCUCCCUCGCAGACGUUGCAGCUUCUGCCGUGUCUGUGCACGUGUUGAGAGGAGAAAACCCGCUUGCGAUGCAACGAGGCGGCGCAGCGAGCAGUUCCGAUUCAUUGCUGCUUUUACUAGCCCUAACGAUAAGCUGA
This is a messenger RNA of Arctia plantaginis, 501 nucleotides long. Lineage: Eukaryota; Metazoa; Arthropoda; Insecta; Lepidoptera; Erebidae. The record is from the annotation of a GenBank genome assembly.